GAUUCCUACAAAAUUAGGUCACACUGAAAAUUAUUGAGCAACUCAGUGAGAGAAAUUUGCUUUGGCAAUGGCGAUGAGCAGAAUUUGUCUGAGGAAAUGCAAUGGUUAAAGAUGCUGUUGAAUUGUUCAAAAAAUUGCUGAGAGAGAAGAUUUGUGUGCCCGAUGAAAUCAUGUAUGCAACAGUAAUGAAUGGACUCAGCAAAAGGGGUCAUACUCAGAAGACUUUAAGUUUGCUUCGGUUAAUGGAACAAGGUAACACUCAGCCCGGCAUAUAUAUCUACAACAUUGUUAUAGAUGCUCUUUGCAAAGAUGGAAACUUAGAUGCUGCUAUCAACAUUCUGAACGAGAUGAAGCAGAAAGGCAUUCAUCCAGACAUAUUAACGUAUAAUUCAAUGAUUGAUGGUUUGUGUAAGCUCGGUCAGUGGGAAAAGGUUAAAACUUUGUUCUCAGAGAUGGUGAACCUUAAUAUGUAUCCAGAUGUGCGCACGUUCAACAUACUAACAGAUGGACUAUGCAAAGAAGGGAAAGUUGAAGAUGCCGAGGAAGUAAUGGAACUCAUGGUUGAAAAGGGUGUUGAGCCUAAUGUAAUCACCUACAAUGUGAUAAUGGAUGGAUAUUGCUUGCGUGGUCAACUAGAUAGAGCGAGGAGAAUUUUUGAUAUCUUGAUAGAUAAGGGCAUUAAGCCUGACAAUGUUAGCUAUAGCAUACUAAUAAAUGGAUACUGUAAGAAAAAGAAAAUCUCCAAGGCCAUGCAGGUGUUUCGUGAAAUUUCAAAAAAGGGAUUAAAGCCUACUAUUUGUACCUACAAUACUAUCUUGCAAGGUCUGUUUGAAUCCGGUAGAAUUGGUGAUGCAAAAACAAUUUAUGAAGAGAUGCUAUCAGCAGGGCCUGCCCCUGAUUUAUACAUUUAUUGUACUUUGCUUGAUGGUUAUUUUAAGUACGGACUUGUUGAAGAUGCUAUGUCACUCUUUAAUAAGUUGGAAAGAAAGACAGAAAAUAUUGAUAUUAUUUUUUACAAUAUUAUCAUUAAUGGAUUGUGUAAAAACGGUGAACUCGAUAAAGCUCAUGCUAUUUUUCAGAAGCUUUCCUCAAUGGGAUUGCUUCUGGAUGUGAGAAUAUACACUACAAUGAUAACUGGAUUUUGUUUGCAAGGGUUGUUAGAUGAAGCUAAGGAUAUGCUUAGAAAAAUGGAAGAGAACGGUUGUUUUCCAAACAAUGUCACUUACAAUGUUAUCGUGCGAGGAUAUCUUAGGUGCAGGAAAAUAAAUGAAAUGGUAACUUUAAUGAAGGAAAUGACUGGAAGGGGCUUCUCAUUUGACGCAACUACAGCUGAGUUACUUGUAAAGGAAAUAAGUGAGAAUCCUUCCGUCCUUGACAUGAUACCAGAGCUCCACACGGAAAACAGGAAGUGAAAAUUGCUAUCGCUUGGUUUA
Molecule: messenger RNA, 1433 nt
Organism: Solanum verrucosum
Lineage: Eukaryota; Viridiplantae; Streptophyta; Magnoliopsida; Solanales; Solanaceae
Product: pentatricopeptide repeat-containing protein At3g22470, mitochondrial-like
Exons: 2
Coding region: 102-1412 (436 amino acids)
Molecular function (GO): protein binding
Source: RefSeq, a predicted model, not a curated record